AUGUAUACAUCUCCCCGCUCUCCAUUCGGGUCUCAGAACCCCAAGGUCCCGAUAUAUCUCGACACUCGCGACGAACAUGGACCUCAACCGCUCGGCCAAAUAUCUGAGCAUACCUGUCCUACCGGCGAAACUAGCUCGAGAGAACAGCCUAUUCACUGUAUCACCAAAUCAUUGCCUGCAGUUCCACUCUCCCGUCGCGAUGUCUCGCUAGCUACUCCUUCCUACCGCUCGGUUGUUCCGUCUCCUCUUCCCUCGAGGAACUUGCCAAUUCCCGGUCUUAGUCUGCAAACAUCACGCCUUGGAUCGCGGCCUCAGCGUCCUCGUCCUGUCCUUCGAUAUGAUGAAGAAGGGAGGCCACGCUUGCGAUUUCGUCGGUCAACUCUUUCUCCAGUUUCACCAAGCACAACCAUAAGCGACAGCAAAGUGGGGCUUGGCAUUCCAGACGCACCCUUCCACCCCGAUCCCAGUCCGAUACGGUCCCCAGAGAGUGAGAAACUCGCCAAGGCAGAGAAGGGCGCUUUUACAAAAGCAUCACCCAGCAUUGCUGAGCGUAUCGAGCAGAAACUUUGGAAAUACAGCGCUUCUGGCAACAUUGCAAAACGCUGGCUUUUAGAAAUUAUUAGCUGGUUGCUAAGCGCAUCGUGCAUGGCGGCUAUUAUCAUCGUACUUUUCGUUCUUAAAAACAAGCCGGUACCGAACUGGCCUUUGGGCUUGACACUAAACGCCUACAUUACGGUUCUCUCUAGGGUUGCCUGUGCCGCCCUUCUCCUCCCAGCUUCGGAGGCUCUUGGUCAGUUAAAAUGGAGCUGGUUUCAGGGUGAUUCAAAGAAGAUGUGGGAUUUCGAAAUUUUCGACAACGCGUCUCGAGGCCCCUGGGGAUCAUUCUUGCUUCUCGUCCGCACAAAAGGCAAGAGUCUAGCUGCGAUUGGUGCAGCCGUUACAAUCUUUGCGAUGGCGCUUGAUCCGUUCUUCCAGCAAGUCGUCCACUACGGAAAGCGCUGGGAGCUCCAAAAAUUGCCCAGCUCCAUUCCGAGGGUUACACGCUAUGAUCCUUUCUUAGCCCGAGAGAUGAGAUUUCAGGAUAACGCAACGGUCAUAAACCCCGAUCAGGAUAUGAAAGCAAUCGCCGACAAAUUCUUCUUUGGUUACGGAGUUCCAGAAAUACCAUUUGGCAAUGGAACACGUGCUGAGAUACCGCUAUCCUGCCCAUCCAGCAACUGUACAUGGGAACCCUACGAGACGCUUGGCGUCUGCAGCAAAUGUGAGGAUGUAGCCGAUAUGCUAGAGUUCGGUUGCCUUUCCACGCGGCUGGACUGGAUCCGAAGCGCCAAUUCGUAUGACCCCUACGAAAAUGGGACCAUGUGCGGGUGGUUCUUCAAUGCAACCGGCGACAAACCGGUGCUCAUGUCAGGUUACCAAGUAGAUCCCGACACGAACCAAUCUUCUGGCGAAAUCCUUACGACGCGUGCUCUGCCACUCAUUACCAACAUCAAGAGAACACCCUUGUUCGGCGGCUCUAUCAACUUCAAGGACGUCCGAAACCCGAUCGCAAAUUUUGUGGUAGUUACGCCUCCGGUUGGACCGGACACUAAAAGCAUGCUGGACAGUAUCUUCAAACACGAGAAGCCAAAAGCGACCGAGUGCAUGCUGUCAUGGUGCGUCAAGACAAUCCAGUCCUCGUACCAUCUGGGCACAUACAACGAAUCCGUCAUACGCCGCUUCAUCAACACGACCGCGGGCCCGUCCCCAUGGGUCGAAGUCCCAGCCAAGCGACAAGACAUUCCGGGCGCCACAGAGGAAUUGUAUGUGCAAAAUAUCACCGUCGAUCCGCGCGCUGUCGACGGUCGUGGCAAUACAUCGGGAUAUGGAGCUUCGAACGACACGGCCUUCAACAUCAUCAAUAUUUUUGAUGAUUAUCUGCCUGCAAUGGCGACAACUGUCAACAACCAGACUGAGAUAUUUGUGAAGUACAAGACUUAUGAGACAGAUCCUUUUCUACGAGAAUACUCCGCACAACCAUUUUCGGCAUCAAGGGACGUGGGAAAUCACAUAGAACGGCUGGCAACAACCAUGACAAAUCUGAUGCGCACGUCGAGCAAGGAGAACGCUACGGGCCAAGCUUUCAGCGAAGAAACUUUUGUCCAAGUCCGUUGGGGCUGGCUGUCUCUGCCUGUCGGCCUACUCCUACUGACAUUUAUCUUUCUUCUGGCCACUGUUAUACGGUCAUGGUUGGAAAAGGACCAGGUGGGGAUUUGGAAAACUUCAGCCGUCGCAAUACUGCUUUACGGCCUACCCGAUGAAAUACAGAAGAAUAUCAUGGCCUCCCAGGGAGAUGGUAGCCACGGUACACCACGAUUCAAAGCAAAGCAGCUGAAAGUCAAGAUGCUACCCAAGCAAGGCUGGCGAGUUUCAGGGAACACAGCUACGCCAAAGCCAAAAUUCGAACCCCCUCCUGGCUGGAUAUGA
Trematosphaeria pertusa is the source of this 2466-nucleotide messenger RNA. RefSeq lists its product as uncharacterized. The transcript has 2 exons. The record is from RefSeq and is a predicted model, not a curated record. NCBI's taxonomy places the organism in Eukaryota, Fungi, Ascomycota, Dothideomycetes, Pleosporales, Trematosphaeriaceae. Bases 1 to 2466 code for a protein of 821 amino acids.